UAUUUCAGUAUUAUUUCAAGAUAAAAAAAUGAUAAAGUUGUUGCUGUUGUUGGUACUGCGGAUAAGUUUAUUCAAUGCGAAUGAAAAUACAAUUGAAUUAGGGAUCGGAAACUUUCCAAUACCUGAUUUAGAGCAGCAAUUUAUAUACCCUGGAGAUUCAAAAUUUUCAUCAGGUCAUGAAAUGCAUCUAAAUUAACCACUAGAAAAACACUGGCAACUUAGUUUUGACAUUAAAGUGCUUAAAUCAGCUGCAGAUGUUAUAACGUUAUCUGAUAACUUGAUAGUGUCUGUAUUUAAUUCAAAAAUUUUUAUGAGUCUAGUUAAGCAUUCUGGGCAAAUUUCUUGGAUAUGUGAUACAAAAACAAGACAAUGGUUGACUGUAGAAAUUGUUUAUAACUUUAAUAAUGAUGACAAUUUAAAGAUUAUGGUGGAUGAAAACCAAUGUAAAUAUGAAAAUAAAAAUUCUAUACAGUUUUCACUUGACACAAUUAGAGUUAUAAAAUUUGGAAAUAAUUUAAUCUAAAAUGCUAUUCGUGUCAAAAACAUGAUUUUAACAAAUGGACUUAUAGAAUAUCUAAUUGAUGAAGUUAGUAAUGUUCGACAGCUUGACAAGAUUCAUACAAUAACAUUGUUUAAAACAUUUCGCAUGAUUUUCGAAUUAAAAAUAACAGAACAAUGCUACGAAAUGUGCACAAUCUUCAGUAUUAGAAAAAUGACAACGAGACAACUGCUAAUGGAGAUUUCAUAUAAGGAAAAUUUUAUAUACUAUUGUCAUUUUUUCAUUGAAAAAAGAAAAACUUGCAAAACCUCUACGUUCGUGACAAAGAAGUGGAUAUAUUCACUGAUUGAUCAAUGGAAGGAUAAUUCUGAUUAUCAUAAUAUAUUUUUAGUAAAUUCAAAUAUUGAUAACUAUGCUCUAAAAAAUAAAGAAAAUAUAUACCCUACUAUCAUACCUCAAAUUUAUGACGUGUUUUUUGAAAGUAACCCUAAUUCAACUGUGGAAAUUAAGAAAUUUAGAAUCUUCAAUCCAGCUUCAAACGAAUUUGGUAUUGUUCGAUACAAUGGCAAACCCUUUUGUAGUAUUGGAUGGACUACAGAGAAUUCAAAAGUUGUAUGUAAUAUGUUACAGAAAAAAAACACGAUCGCUAUGACUGUUAACGCAUCUCUUUUCACGGAGAUUAAAUAUUUUGACUUUAGUAAUAACAUAGUCUGCAAAGGAAAUGAGGAACUAUUGCACAGAUGUUCACUUUCUAAAGACGCAGUGAGUUGUUUUGAAAAUGGUCAGUAUAAACCACCAGCUGCCGUUCAUUGCGGGCUAUACAUACCAUAUUCAGUUGAAAAUGGUAGAGUAAAUAUCAAACAUUCAGGGUUACCUCGGUGUUAUAGAAAUGAUGUUGAAGCAGAAAAAGUUUGCACAAAACUUUUUCAAGACUUAUUUGAUGUCACUAGCUUAAAAGGAAAAGUUGUAGAAAGUUCUCGAAAAGAAUUAGCCGCCUAUUCCGUCUUGUAUAAAAAUCAAGACUGCGUCAAAAAAAUGGAUUCACAUCAAUGUGAAUAUGAUAUUAUUCACGACUGUAAACACCAACAAAUUCAAUGUAGCAUGUGCUUUAAAAAAGAAUUAAAUCAAAUAGUUAACAAACUUAAGUUUAAAGGAUCGAACAAUUAUGUAAUUAAAUCACUAAAAGAUGCCUCUGAUAAGAUCGAAACGUGCGGACGCUGGUUUAACAUGAAUUGCAAAUCUAAUUAUAAGUUUGAUCCGAAUCUUUGCUCUUUGCACAGCGUUAUUUUAGAAGCAACUCGUAUUUUAAAGGAGAGUAUUAAAUCAACUACUUCCAUAACGUUGCCUGCAAAAUGCGAUGUUCAGGAAUAUCUUAAGUAUGAUUUUCUUAAAACAAGUUUUGAUGACUUACUAAGCAAUGUUCGUUCAUCAAGAGAAAGCAUUGGAAAGUAUUUUGAUGAGUUAGCAAAUUUUGAUGGUGAAAUUGCAAAACACGACAUUGCUUAUGCACUUGAUGAAUGGGGAAAAGCUGAUAGAAUAAUCAGUGAUAAAUUAAAUGGAUUAGGUAGUUCAUUUAUGGCUAUGUCCGCUGUAGGUAAUUUAGUACAAAUUAAUAAUAUCGUACAAGAAACUACAAAGUUAGCAGUUCAAAUAGCUGGAAGUUUUAAUCCAAUUAAAUGGCUAGCAAAUACUGAUGGAUCAAUAAAUGAUAUUGUUGAAUCAACAACUAAUAUAGCAAACCUUGGUGCUAAGUUAGGUAUUUCUUUUCAAACUCAAGCCUAUAUUCCAAUUUUAAUUGAAAAACUUGGGCAAGCAAAAAGAAAUAUGGAAAAAAAUAAAAAUGUUUUUUCUAGUAUUUCUGGUAUUUUACAAAAAGUAAAUUUAGAUAAAGCAAUAACUCCAGAAGAUAGCGCCACAUUUUUAGAGCUUUACAGAGACUUUACCCCUGCUAUCAACAAUGAAUUAAUAGUUAGUGCUUCGGUAUAUAUUGACAUUCUUAUGUAUACUUUUUCUCAGAAUAUUAGGGAUUCUUCAUCAAUUUUUGGCGCAGCUCUGCAAGUACAAGGGGAUGAUUUAAUAAACGAUGUAACUAUGUCAACCAAAGUUUUGAUGGGUCAGUAUGAAGUAGUUGCUGAAAAGCAAUUAGAAAUAAUGGAAGCCUUUGCAAGAAGUGCAAGAGCUAUGAUUGCUAAAAAAAGUGCGCAAAACAUAAUUGAUGUUAAAACUAAAACAACUGAUUUAGACCCUGAUUUUCAAAAACAACUUUUAGAUAUAAAAGGUGUAUAUUUAUUACGAGAGCAAAAAUUAAGAAUAUACACACAUGUGUGCAAUAUAUAUACAUACAGAAAUCACGGUAUACAACCGCAAGUUUGCAACGAAAUACUAGACAAUCCCGAUGAAUCUGUUUUAAAACUUAUUACGUAUGAUUCAAAACCUGAUAUGUGCAGUAAUGCUGAAAAAAUUAAAAAAAUAGUUUUAAUUCCUUUAAGUUUAGAAGGAGAUUUAGAACAAGGAAUAUUGUCAUCUAAUGAUUUAUAUAGUUACAGAAUUGACGGGACAUUUGGUUCAACAUAUUUCAAAAUUCCUAAUAAAAACUGGAUGAUUAAACACGGCUGGAUAUCUAAAGAACAAGAAGGUCCCGUUUUUUUAAAAAAAUUCCAGUUAUACAUUCCACCUGAGGCUAUUGAUGUUUCCUUUUCUUACAAAAUAUUAAUGAAGCUAUCACAAGUAACUUUACAUAACAAAAAUUAUUUUCUCCAAAGCACUGUCAUUAACUAUAUGUCAUACCGUAAAGAAGAUUGUAUUGCUUCAAUAAAUAAUCCAUAUAAAAUGAAUGGAUGUAGAGAUCAUAUAAAAGAUGUUUGCGUUUUAACGCAUGGAAAUGUAAUUGGUGAAUUUCUCCCUGUUGUUGAAAACUCAGUAUGGUCAAUUCAAUUGCAAAGCCAAACAAAUUUAACGAAACUGUAUCCCACCAAUGUAAUGUACCUUAAAGCUGAAAUCGAAUUAUGUUGGAAGAGCAAUAUUCUUGAUGACCUUAAAUACAAACGUCAGACUUCUACAGAUAAAACAAACUCCUGUUGCAAUAAUAAUGAUUUCUAUGAUCUUUUGCAAGAAGUAGCAGAAAGUAGAAGGAAAAGUGAUUCGCAAUCAUUUUGUAAAACGUGUGAUGAUGGAACAAAUGCAGCUUUUUUUGGUUAUUUUUGUCAAAAAUGCCCAAGCGAGUAUAAAAAAUCAGAUGAAUGGUUUGGUUGCGAGGUUGUAAAUAAAAAGAAAAAAAAAGAAAAAAACUAAAAACGAAAUGUGAAACAAAAGUAUAUAUAUAAAAAAAUGAGUUUAACUCUAAGAGUUAAAUUUUAUAAGAUUAUUUUUUUGUGAUUGUUAGAAUUAAUUAAACUUUUUCAUCUUAUUGCGUUCGUUAGUUGUUACAAUCAAUUUGCAAUCAGAAAUGGAUCUAAGAUAAAA
Molecule: messenger RNA, 3961 nt
Organism: Hydra vulgaris (swiftwater hydra)
Lineage: Eukaryota; Metazoa; Cnidaria; Hydrozoa; Anthoathecata; Hydridae
Cellular component (GO): membrane
Source: RefSeq, a predicted model, not a curated record